AUGGCUCCAGCUCUUGUCGAACAGGUCACUGAACAUGCCACUGUCGGUUACAAGUCCGGUAUUGGACAAUACAAGGAAUUAGGUUAUGGUGCCCCAAAAGCCUUUUCCAAAGACCUUGAGCUACGCGGCACCGAGAAACAUGCCGGGUCCAAAUAUCCCCAUUACCUACCUACCUGGGACAAUGAGAAAGGGCAAAAAUAUCCCCCCUGGGAGCCCUUCACACAUACCGAGCACGGCAAAGAUGCCAACCCAUCCUUCCCCAACCUCCUCAAAGAUGCGAAAGUCGCCGACCUAACCGCCAACAUCGGCGCCGAAGUCCACGGCAUCCAACUAAGCAAACUGAAUGACGCCGGAAAAGACGAACUAGCCCUCUUUGUCGCCCACAAGAAAGUUGUAGCCUUCCGCGAGCAAGACUUCGCAGAUAUCCCCAUCAAAGACGCGCUUGCCUUCGGCGGCUACUUUGGCCGCCAUCACAUCCACCCUACCUCUGGAGCCCCAGAGGGCUAUCCAGAAAUCCACCUCGUGCAUCGCGGUACAGACGACACGUCUGCGCGGGACUUCUUCGAAGAGCGGACGAAUUCCAUAACCUGGCACUCAGACGUGACGUACGAGAAGCAGCCGCCCGGCACAACAUUUUUGUAUAUCCUUGAUGGACCUGCAGUAGGUGGAGACACUUUGUUUGCGAACCAGGUCGCGGCGUACAAUAGGCUUUCCCCUGAGUUCAGAAAGCGACUGCAUGGCCUGAAAGUCGUGCAUUCCGCUGUCGAACAAGCAGAUGGCAGCAGGAACCACGGCGGUAUCGUCCGUCGCGAUCCAGUGACCUCAAUCCACCCCCUCGUGCGCACACAUCCUGCCACAGGCGAGAAGGCGCUCUACGCGAAUCCGCAAUUUAGCCGGCGCAUCGUGGGCUACAAGAAAGAGGAGAGCGAUUUCCUGCUCAACUUCUUGUACGAUCACAUUGCAAAAGGCCAGGACUUUCAAGUGCGCAUAAAGUGGGCGCCAGGUACGGUUGUGGUCUGGGAUAAUCGUGUUACUGCACACUCUGCGCUGCUGGACUGGGAUGACGGCGCACGAAGGCAUCUGGCGCGAAUCACACCGCAGGCUGAGCCUCCGUACGAGACGGAUUUCGAGGACAACAAGGCAGCAGGUAGCUUUGAGUAUUAG
Molecule: messenger RNA, 1164 nt
Organism: Pyrenophora tritici-repentis Pt-1C-BFP
Lineage: Eukaryota; Fungi; Ascomycota; Dothideomycetes; Pleosporales; Pleosporaceae
Product: TauD, Probable taurine catabolism dioxygenase
Cellular component (GO): cytoplasm
Molecular function (GO): 2-oxoglutarate-dependent dioxygenase activity
Source: RefSeq, a predicted model, not a curated record